Molecule: messenger RNA, 4834 nt
Organism: Gracilinanus agilis (Agile Gracile Mouse Opossum)
Lineage: Eukaryota; Metazoa; Chordata; Mammalia; Didelphimorphia; Didelphidae
Product: protocadherin gamma-C5-like
Exons: 4
Coding region: 1-2823 (940 amino acids)
Biological process (GO): homophilic cell-cell adhesion
Cellular component (GO): plasma membrane
Molecular function (GO): calcium ion binding
Source: RefSeq, a predicted model, not a curated record
AUGGGGCCCCAGGUGCCCCCGCAGCUGGCUUGGAAAUGGCAAGUACUGUACAUGUUGUCCUUGUCCGGCUGGGGCUGGGUGUCUGGGCAACUCCGAUACUCGGUGGUGGAGGAAUCCGAGCUGGGGACCUUGGUGGGAAAUGUGGCUCUGGAUCUGGGCUUAAAGGUAACAGAUAUGGAGAGCCGCCGGUUGCGAUUGGGCUCGGAGGAGAGCCGCCGCUAUUUUGCCCUGGAUCUGGCCAGCGGCGCCCUGGUGGUCAACCAGAAGAUCGACCGUGAGAGCCUGUGUGGAGCCAGCACCGGUUGUCUGCUGCCAGUGCAGGUGGUUACUGAGCAUCCCCUAGAGCUGUUCCGUGUGGAGGUGGAAAUCCUAGACCUCAAUGACAACUCCCCCGGCUUCAGCACCCCAGAACGAGAGGUGCGAAUCUCAGAAUCAGCCGCUCCAGGUGCGAGAUUUCCUCUGGACAGCGCCCAAGAUCCUGAUGUGGGCACCAACACUGUGAGCUCUUACAUGCUCAGCCCUAGUCUCCAUUUCUCCCUGGAUGUGAAGACCCUGAAAGACGGGAGGUUGUUCCCCGAACUGGUCCUGGAGCGACCUCUGGACCGAGAAGAGCAAGCAGAACACCAGCUGGUACUCACUGCUGUGGAUGGGGGCACCCCGGCCCUUUCGGGCACUGCUCGAAUUUCCAUCACUGUGUUGGACAUCAAUGACAAUGCGCCCGCCUUUGAGCCCUCUCUGCUAAGAGUGACUGUCCCUGAAAACACGCCUCAGGGUAAGCUCCUAGUUCGGCUCAACGCCACCGAUGCUGACUCCGGCCCCAAUGGCGAGCUGGAGUAUUCUUUUGGGGACCACACAUCAGAGGUGGCUCGGGGGCUCUUCAGUCUGGAUUCUCGAAGUGGUGAGAUCCGUGUACUGGGCCCCGUGGACUUCGAGGAAUCGAGUUUCUAUGAGCUCCACGUGCGAGCCCGGGACCAGGGCCAGCCCUCCAUGGAGGGUCACAGCGUCGUGCAGAUUGAGGUAGAAGAUGCCAACGACAAUGCACCUGAGGUACUGCUUACCUCUUUGGUAAACCCAGUGCCCGAGGAUACACCUGUGGGCACCGUGGUGGGACUGUUCAAUGUGAGGGACCGAGAUUCAGGCGUGAACCGAGGGAUGACCCUGGAAAUCUCUCCUAAUCUGCCCUUCCAGAUCAAGCCUUUUGAAAACCACUACUCACUACUGACCAGCGAGAGGCUGGACAGAGAGGCCACGGCUCACUACACCGUCGAGCUGCUGGCCCGGGACACCGGCUCGCCUCCUCUGCAAACCAGCCUAACCAUCCUACUCAACAUCUCCGAUGUCAAUGACAACGCGCCUAGCUUUUCGCAGCAGAUCUACAGCGCCUACAUCUCCGAGAACCGGCCUCCGGGUUCCCUGCUCUGCACAGUGGCCGCCUCAGACCCCGACGCCGGAGACAACGCACGCCUCAGCUAUUCCAUCUUAGGGAGUCAGAUCCAGGGCGCCCCGGCCUCCUCCUUCAUCUACAUUAAUCCCGAAGAUGGACGAGUAUUUGCCCAGCGUACUUUUGACUAUGAGCUACUUCAGGUGCUCCAGAUCACCGUGGGGGUGAGGGAUGCGGGCUACCCGGCCCUGCGUGCCAAUGCCACUCUGCACGUGUUUGUCCAGGAUCAGAACGACAAUUCCCCGACGGUGUUGCAUCCUCGUCCGGGCCGAGAGAUAGCCUCCCCGCAGAGACUACGGCGCUCCGCUCCCCCAGGUUCUCUGGUCACCAAGGUUACAGCGGUGGACGCAGACUCAGGCCACAACGCCUGGCUCUCCUACUCGCUGUUGCCUCAGUCCACAACCCCAGGCCUUUUUCAGGUGUCGGCUCACAGCGGGGAGGUCCGCACAGCCCGUGCCCUGCAGGAGGAAGACUUGGAUACACAGUUGGUGGUGGUCUUGGUGAAGGACAAUGGCGAACCGGCGCUUUCCUCCACUGCCACGGUGCUCCUGGCCCUGCAGGACGAGGAAGCCGAGGAACUGCCCCAGUCCAGCGACUUCCUCCUGCACCCCCAAGAGCGCUCCGAUCUCACCCUCUAUCUUAUUGUAGCACUGGCGGCUGUCAGCCUCCUCUCUCUGGUCUCUUUCACCUUUCUGUCAGCUAAGUGCCUGAGGAGGGGGGCGGAUGGGGAAGGUUGUUGCAGGCGCCGUGACUCGCCCUCCCGGGAUUUCUAUAAGCAGUCUAGUCCUAAUGUGCAACUGAGCUCAGAUGGUACUCUGAAGUACAUGGAGGUAACUCUGCGGCCCGCACAGUCACAGAGCCAUUGCUACAGGACUUGCUUCUCUCCGGCCUCAGACGGAAGUGAUUUCACCUUCCUAAGGCCGCUCAGUGCCCCACAGCCUUCGGCUUUGGCCUUGGAGCCUGAUGCUUGCCUGUCUCGGUCCAAUACACUGAGGGAGCCGAGCCAGCAAGCUCCGCCCAACACGGACUGGCGUUUCUCUCAGGCCCAGAGACCAGGCACCAGUGGCUCCCAGAAUGGUGAUGAAGGAGGCACCUGGCCCAACAAUCAGUUUGACACAGAGAUGCUUCAGGCGAUGAUCCUGGCUUCUGCCAAUGAAGCUGCAGAUGGGAGUUCGACCCUUGGCGGUGGCGCAGGUACCAUGGGGCUGAGUGCCCGCUAUGGGCCCCAGUUCACCCUGCAGCAUGUGCCUGACUAUAGGCAGAACGUAUACAUCCCAGGCAGCACUGCCACCUUGGCCAACGCCGCUGGAAAGAGAGAUGGCAAGGCCCCUGCAGGUGGCAAUGGAAACAAGAAGAAAUCUGGCAAGAAGGAAAAGAAGUAGGGUCAGCAUUAGGUCCCAAGCACAGGGCCACAGGGCAAACCCCCUCCCACCAAUCCAGCCUCCUCCCAGUUCCCUGAACCCUCAGAAUGUAGGAGGUCAUCCUCAGGCUGCUGGUGGGAGUCAUGGUGACCCCUCCCUCUUGGGAAACACAAAUAAGUGCCCUGUGAAUACCCCCUUCUGUGCCUCCAGAGGGAUUGAAUAUGCAAAAGGGGGUACAGCCAGGAGCUCCCCCAAUACAAAUGCUGUGCCCAUAGGAACAGUGCAGAUAAAGAGAUUCAUAUAUAACUCCCCUCCUUUCCUCCAUCCCUAGCUUAGAAGCCCCAGUUACAGUUUAGCUCCCCACACAUUCUUCUCCCUCCCCACAUCAGUUAGGUUGACUCUGUCUCCCACUCCCAAACCUCCAACCUCUCCUUCCCUUUUUUGGGGUAUUAUGGGUAUUAUGAGACCUUAGAUCUGGGGAGUGGGGACAGGACUGUGCUUGUCUCAUACCUGUGGAGAGAAGUGGGAGCACAGUGACCUCUGACUCUCACUUUUUAAACCAUUUCCUUUUUCUGCUUCCCCUCCUUCCCCCUCCAGUGCCUGAAAUCAUGGAUAGAAUACAGGUGCUUGGGAACAAAUGCAGUCAUCCCCAUGGCCCUGACAUGGACAGGUUUGGGAGAAAUCUUCCUCCCCCAGCCUCUGUCCAAGGCCCCAGGAAACAGAGACCAGGGUUGGGUUUAUGGGACCAUUCUCUUCAGAGUUCCUCAUCUCUUAUUCUUCUCCACCCCUCAGCAAAAGAAUCCAUUGCAUGUUGGGAAAUAGCAUGGCAUGGUGGGAUGAAUAGGGAGGGUAUAGGGAGGGGGGACCUUUCCACUAGAAAGAAAGACACAUCUUUGGUCAGGGUCUCAAAGAAGGAGGGAUUAUGGGUCCUCUCAUUGCCACCUCCCACUAAUUACUGGUUGGGCUCUCAGCACUAAUCAGGCCCCCAUAUUAUAUAACUGUCGGGGGAGCAGAGGACAAGAGAGCUCUGGGUUGGGUCUAGUUCCUGGGAGGCAGAGCCUCAGGCUUCUGGCUCUUGGAGGAUGUCACCUUGGCAGGAGGGGAUUUAAAGGGAACCAAAUGGCAUCAAAGUGAGAUUGAGCUCUUGGGUCUGGCAUGGAUGUUUACGGGGAUUUGUGUGUGGGCAUGUGUAAGGGGGGGGGGAGUCAUUCAGGCUAGGCCAUCUGGACAUAGUUGCCAUGGGCAACCCAAGCAUCCGUAUUCCCUUAUUCACCAGGUAAGCUAAGCAAGAAGGGUCAGUGCAGGCCAGUUCGUUCUAGGGCAGUUUGACCAAUACAGGAAGCCACACAUCCACCCUCUCCCCCCAGGAAUGUUCUGCGAGAUGGUCAGACACGGACCUCAUGCUCUUUUCCCCCAGAGAGACAGAGACCCAGGAGCAGAAAGACAGAUGUCUCAGGGGAGGGAGGAGGGGUUCUCUCGGAGAUCCCAGUGAAGUCUGUAUUCCCUCACCCUCAGGUGCCAUUUAUUCUACUUUGCCAUUCCCUACCCUUUUCCAGAAUUUCCUGGAGCCUGGGUAACGCCCCCCAUCCCCCAUCCAUCAUUUUGUCCCGACCCUGGCCCAAAUGGGGCUGCACUAGUCUUGUCAACCCAGAGGGGACCCUCCCGCAUUUCACGACUCUUUAGUAUAGUGAGUAGUGACCCUGACCGCAAUCCCUGAGCUGGUGUAGAGUAGCUGAUGUGUAGCUAGUGCGGUGUGCUUGCUUUUGUGAUGACGAGGGGACAGCGGCAGUAUGGAGACUUGUCUCUCUGUCUGCUCCCACUCCGUCCUGUGCUUUUAUGCUGUGUCUGUGUGCUACAGAUCCCCCUCCCAGCCCACUCUCAUUUCCCCAGUACUGACCUCUGUGCCCCUUCUAUAGAAGCUUAUCUUGCAUAGUCAUGUAGCCUCCCUCCACUCCCCCCAUAAUCGCAAGUUUUAUACUCUAAUAUUUAUAUAGCUUUUUUCUUUGGGAAAAAUAAUAAAAUGGUUUCUUCU